AUGAUGUGCUGUCCAAACACUACAUCUAGUAGCUUCCAGCUAACAGCUGACCUCUCAGAUCUGAAUAAAAUGACCAUCCAGUCUGUACUGCAAUCUCCUUUCAGGGAAAGACUUCAGAUUCCCUCAGGAGCAGGUGAGUGGCGGCCAGCUCCAGAGGCCCAGGCCUUCUCUGUGCUCCAUGAGAUGCUCCAGCAGAGCUUCAACCUCUUCCACACAGAGCACUCCUCUGCUGCCUGGGACACCACCCUCCUGGAGCAGCUCCGCACUGGACUCCAUCAGCAGCUGGACGACCUGGACGCCUGCCGGGGCUUGGUGUCGGGAGAGGAAGACUCUGCCCUGGGAAGGACGGGCCCCACACUGGCCAUGAAGUGGUACUUCCAGGGCAUCUAUGUCUACCUGAAAGAGAAGGAAUAUAGUGGCUGGGCCUGGGAAACUGUCAGAGUGGAAAUCACGAGGCGCUUUCUGUGUUAA
Messenger RNA from Bubalus bubalis (water buffalo), 471 nucleotides. RefSeq names its product interferon omega-1-like. Bases 1 to 471 code for a protein of 156 amino acids. Gene Ontology annotation, cellular component: extracellular region. Gene Ontology annotation, molecular function: type I interferon receptor binding; cytokine activity. The transcript has 2 exons. Gene Ontology annotation, biological process: response to exogenous dsRNA; B cell differentiation; B cell proliferation. The record is from RefSeq and is a predicted model, not a curated record. NCBI's taxonomy places the organism in Eukaryota, Metazoa, Chordata, Mammalia, Artiodactyla, Bovidae.